AUGACCGCGGUGCCGCUCGUCCCACCUGUGGCACCUCAUAGCUCGCAAUUCGCUUGUUUUUGUGGCAUCCUUGCGCGCAGAUUCGGGCAAUACAGAGAUAAGGGGAUCAUAAGUUUUAACCUGCUAGUGCUUGCGUUUUUGAUUUUGGGGUUAGAUUUCGGCUUCUUAGCACCUGCCUUUAUUGCAGACCCUCUAGGGGCGAUUGUGGGCAGAAACGUUUCUUCCGCGAAAUGGAUUGGAGAAAAAACAGUCGCAGGUUCUCUAGCGGUACUCCUUGGCUGUCUGAUGGCUUUGUUUCGCGUGGAGACUUUAGUGACUCGCGUCAGCCUCGCCUUUCUGUGCACUCUCUUAGAAGCCAUUGGCGGAGAACUGGAUAACCUUGUCAUGAACAUCCCCGUCUUUGCGUACUACUUUGCAACGACUAGAGGCGUUGUGCAUGGAAUGUUGUCAGUGGCGGGCCCUCGGGGGCCCCCUGAGUGUCCGUUGGCUUCCUCCUAUCCGGAUUCUGGAGGUCCUUUAGGGGCCCCAUUGUCGGGGGGCUCUAGGGCACCUUUGGCAGGUGGCCCUUUCCACAGGGAGGCGAGGGCCCCCCUAAGGGCGGUUGAAAAUCUGCACAUAAAAAACAAAUCCCGACCAAGACAGCAGCCCCUAAAGCCUAACAAGCAGCACCAGCAGAAACAACAGCAGGCCGCGAAGCUGGAGCACCCCGGGAGCUGUCUCGAAAGAAAGGUGGCGCAAACCGGGCAGAAGCAGCCAUUUCAACAGCAGGAAAUACAGCAGGAUGGAGCGGCUACUCGCAUCAAGAGGAAGCAGCAGCAGGCUGCAGCAAAGGCCGCUGCAACGGGAGGGGCCCACACAGGGCCCCUUGGAGGCCCUCGGGGCCCCUCUUUCCGCAUCAAUCUUGCCAUGCACGGGUAUUCCGGAGCCCCUCCUCCAGGAGGGAACCCCCAAGCUCCAGGGGCCCCCAGGAGGCCCCCCACCCACAAGGACGAUGGGGCUAUUUUUAGUGCUCCUGCAGCAGGACUAGCAGCAGCAGCACCAGCAGUAGCAGCACCAGCAGCAGCAGCACCAGCAGCAGCAAUACUAGCAGCAGCAGCACCAGCAGCAGCAGCACCAGCAGCAGAAGCCCCUGUGGCACCAGCCUCAGAUGCACCGUCUGUGCCUGUGGCAAGGGCCCAAGCAGCAGACCCAAGGGCCCCCCCUCCGAUCGCCCCGGUGUCUAUGCGCCCCACAGUACCCUUGGCUGCUGUACAGUCUAGUGGGCGAUCAGGAGCUUCAGCUUCAGCAGAUGCAGACGCGGCAGCCCCUCUGGUGGUCUUGGUCAAGGAUGAUGAGGAGAUAUGGGAGCAGUGGGAAGGCCUUCGUCUUCUCGGCGAGGGGGUGUAUGGUCGCGUAUACCUGGUGCAAAACAGAGACACUCAGGAGAAGCUGGCGUUUAAAAGGAUGUAUCUGCAUGCUCGGAAGCGAGACGCCUUGUCUCUGCAACAGCAGCAGCUGCUGCACCGCCUGUCUGACGUAGAAACAGCAGCAGCAGCUCGCGGCGGGGGGGCCCUGCCGUCAGUGCUGCAGCGGGAAGUCUCAGUUUUACGGGCGUUAAGAAACAAGCCCAACAUCAUCAGCAUCCGCCGCGUGUAUGUUGGCAGCCACAGGGUAUACCUGGCGUUUCCUAUGAUAAAGGGCGGCACUCUUGCGGACUGCCUGAGAUGCUUUGCGUCUUGGGGGGAAUAUGUUCGCCUGUGUUCUGCGGCGAACAGCCACAAUAGCGGCAGCAGCAUAGAGGAUGACGGGUGCUGCAGCGACGAAGAAGAUUCGGCUGUUAAUCUAGAGGCCUCUCCCUGCGCUUUCUCGCCGCUGCUCAAAGUGCCAUGCUUCUGUCUCCGCAAGCAGCAAAGCGAGCAGCAAGAAGAGCAGCAAGAAGAGCAGCAAGAAGAGCAGCGGGAUGAGGCUGCAGAGGGUAAUGCAGACACCACCUGCACGUCGAUAUAUUGCUGCUGCCCCUGUAUGCGAUGCGCGCCUCCUUGUGGACUGCCACUUGGGCUCUGCUUGCGAAUCGCAUACGCCCUACUGCGUGGAGUUUCGCUUUUCCACGAAAAGCGAAUUAUUCACAGAGAUAUAAAGCCAGACAACAUCCUCCUUGGCUGGCAAGAGAUGCCGGUACACCCCAAGGCGGCAGCAGAAACCGCAAGGAAAGCCAUGUGGCGCCUGCUCCAUGGGGUAGACCCACCGCAGCAUCUGCAGCAGCAGAGCAGUGAAGCGGAUAGGGAGUCUGUUGAGGGUUUGCAGAGUGGAGACGAAGCAGGGAGAUCCUCAGACGACGAGGCCGAGGGGGAGCUCCCUGAUGAGGCGCCACAGCCCCCGCCUUUGGUGUGCAACCUCUACAUAGCCGACUUUGGUCUGGCUAGAACCCUCCCCUUUUUCACACGAAGAGACUGCACGCGUCGCGAAACAGAGGCCUUACAGCUGCUGGACAGGCAGGAGGAGGCCGAGGGGGCCCCUGAAGAAAGCCUAAGAAAUGUCAGCACUCCCCGAAAUGUCGGCAGCUGCAAAACCUCCUCCGUAUCGCCGACGUCGUCUCUCAGGCGCAUUGCCGCUGCUGCUGCCUUUGCUGAAGGCUGCUGCAGCGACCAAAUAGGCCAUGGACCGUGCCUGUCACCGGAAAUCAUUACGCUCAAUUACAGGCCCUUAGAGGUCCUCCUGGGGAGCAACACCUACACGCUCGCCGUAGACAUCUGGAGUGUCGGCUGCGUGCUGGUCGAGUGCCUCUGCGGCUGCGAGUUCAUCGAGGGUUCCUGCGAAGUUUCCUGCAUUCUGCACAUUCUGCAAACAUUUGGAACCCCCACGGAAGAAGAGUGGCCUGAGCUGCACAAGCUACCCUUCAUGAGCCGCUUGCUGCCCGUCUUCCCUCUACGCCCACUCGCCCUUGAGAGCUUCUUCGCGGAGAAAGGGAGGCUGGACGUCCUUCAGAGCCCUGCCUGGAUGCAACUCCUUAAGCAGCUUCUGCAAGUCAAUCCAGAUCGCCGCAUCAGCGCAGCAGAGGCUCUUUCUCUCCCUGUCUUCAGGGAUCUGCCAGCCUCUGCGUACUUGUAG
Molecule: messenger RNA, 3087 nt
Organism: Cyclospora cayetanensis
Lineage: Eukaryota; Apicomplexa; Conoidasida; Eucoccidiorida; Eimeriidae
Exons: 8
Coding region: 1-3087 (1028 amino acids)
Biological process (GO): protein phosphorylation
Cellular component (GO): nucleus; cytoplasm
Molecular function (GO): cyclin-dependent protein serine/threonine kinase activity; ATP binding
Source: RefSeq, a predicted model, not a curated record